Molecule: messenger RNA, 2028 nt
Organism: Aspergillus heteromorphus CBS 117.55
Lineage: Eukaryota; Fungi; Ascomycota; Eurotiomycetes; Eurotiales; Aspergillaceae
Product: putative vacuolar segregation protein (Pep7)
Exons: 6
Coding region: 1-2028 (675 amino acids)
Biological process (GO): DNA repair
Molecular function (GO): metal ion binding; DNA binding
Source: RefSeq, a predicted model, not a curated record
AUGCCCCGGAGGACGCUGGGCGGAGGUCGUGUUCUUGGCCCCGCGAACGCUCGUUCUCCAUCGGCUUUAACCCCGUCUCCGCAACCCAAUAACCCAAGAAUCCUAACCUUAUCGCCUUCCGCGAGCAGCAUCUCCCUCAAUUCCCAAGCUUCCACUUCUCAGUUCUCGUCCGAAGCUCAGGACCUUACGUCGCGCAUCUCUCUAGAAAAUGGUUCCGCCUCCAUACCUGCCGCUCCGGCAGCCGCCGGAGCUCAGCUGGCCUGUCCGAUCUGCAGUGAGGAGAUGGUGACAUUACUACAGCUGAAUAGACACCUCGAUGACAUUCAUCAAAACCUCGAAGACGAUCGGCAGGAUGAGGUCAAGGACUGGUUUAAGACUCAGAUGGAUAAGGCAAAGCGCUUCCAACCGCUUGCCGUUUUGAAUCAGAAGCUCAAAGGCCUGGAUGUGUUCGAAUCAAACGAGAAUCUGCAGUUGUUUACAGGCCCCAGCAGGCCUUCUGGGCCGGUGAUGAUGCAGCCUCCGGAACAUGCAAGAGCACAGGAUUCCGAUGACAUUAUAAGGAAAGAUCACUGGCAGGCUCGGACGCUGUAUGACGUAUGUCUGGAACCUUCAUGCGGCAAGCGGCUCAAUGCCACCAACGGCUGUGUCAACUGUCGGAAAUGCGGAAAGCUAUUUUGUGAGGACCAUACCAUGUACCAGAUGAAGCUAUCCAGGUCGGCUCAGUAUGAGCCGGUCAGGGGGCUAUGGUGCAGAGUAUGUGAGACAUGUUAUAAAUCAAGGGAGGGGUAUAAUGAUCAUAACGGUCUGGUACGAGACCGCAUGGCUGAGUUCAAGGCAGUGAGAAAAGCUACUGUCGAUAAAGCACUGUUGGAAGUGUCUCGCUUGGAGAAGCGCUUGACACGGCUUACCCAGCUUUUGGCCAGCUUGCCCGUGGAGCAGAUUCAGUCGAACGCGAACAAAUUGUGGACAAUGUCAUGGCAGGGUGAUCAGCGGAAAGCCCUUGAGCAAACUGUAGUCAGCUGGCAGGAUGACUCCAGUGUCUCCCGGUGUCCGUUCUGUCAGCAGGAUUUCACCAGCUACUCGUUCCGGAGACAUCACUGCAGGACUUGCGGGCAAGUCGUAUGUGGUGAUCCGGCAACUGCAUGCUCUACUGAGGUCCCCUUGAGUAUUUCACCACUUGCAGAGGCAUCGACUGAGAAGUCGGUUCGCGCGGGCGUGAUCAAUGUCGAUGUCAGGCUUUGUAAGGACUGCCGGUCAACCUUGUUUGACCGACGAGACUUCGAGGCCGACGUUAUGCGAAAGCCCCCAGCUGUGCGGGCAUAUGAAAACCUUACUCAAUUCGAAAGGGGCAUACGACUCCUUCUGCCUAAGUUUCAAAGGAUACUGGGGGCUUUACAAGAUCCCAGACGACCUCCAUCAUCUGCACAGAUUGCAGAAGCUUCGAAAGUGCGCAAGCGAUUAACAGACUCUUUUGCCCAAUACAAUGUUGCGGCCCGGAGAAUUCGUGAUAUACAGACAGACUCCCCAUCCCAGGAGCGUCUCCAGAAGGCGAUAUACCAGCAAGCCAGCAAUUUCCUCCACCUUCACAUGCUCCCUCUGAAAUCUUUGCCGAAAGUACUCAAACACGCGUCUCCCAACGGACGACAUCCUAGCAGCACAAGCUCUCCUGAUAGCCCUAGCCCUAGCAACGGCGCAACUGGUGGUCCCCGAAAAGGAUCGGCUCUCGCAUCGAUCAAAUACGGCAGUAUUGCAGCGAGUGGUAGCAACAGCAGUCUAGCUAGUGAUGCUAGUAGCGCCAUUUCUGCCUUAGAGGCAGAGGAAAAGUCCCUCCGGGAUCGGCUCAUUGUGCUCGAGGAGCAGAAAUUCUUUGUGUCCGAGAUGGUCGCAGAUGCGAACCGACGUCGCAAGUUCGACGAGGUCAGUAGUCUCGCCAUGAACAUUGAGGAUCUGACGCGAGAGAUCGAUCGGGUCAAUGGAAUAUUGGACGGCCUGGACUUCGAGGGUGUCUACACCGGCAAUCAUCAGUGA